AUGACUUCCAGUUCUUUGACGAAACCUCCCAUGCGAGGCCUUUUGGCCAAGUGCCCACAAUUUUGUAUUAUUGGAGCGUUCGCUGUAUCCCUGCAAGCUGCAGCUCUCUCUAAAUUUGCUGUGGCUGAACCAGGAAAGAAAGUAUAUGCAGAUUUCUACAGAAAUUAUGAUUCCAUAAAAGGUUCUGAAGAGAUGAGGAAGGCUGGUAUCUUUCAGAGUGAUUUUGGAAUGUGA
Molecule: messenger RNA, 234 nt
Organism: Camelus dromedarius (Arabian camel)
Lineage: Eukaryota; Metazoa; Chordata; Mammalia; Artiodactyla; Camelidae
Product: cytochrome c oxidase subunit 6C-like
Exons: 1
Coding region: 1-234 (77 amino acids)
Source: RefSeq, a predicted model, not a curated record